CAACCGGGACAAAUGAAAGUUUGAAGUCCAAAUAUGCACCAAAUAUGUCUGGAAACGUAAAUAUUGAGUGCUUUCUAUUUGAUUAUUAAGUAAUUUAUGGAAGCAAAUUGUUUUUAAUGGAUAUUUUAUUUGUCGACAACGGUAGGCAAGAUGAAAUUGAAACUUUUUAUGAAGCGAGCCAGCGCCAAAGAGACUUCUACAGGGGCUAUCCCAAGGCCUACCAUCCUUUGAUUUAUUUCAAAGAUCCAGAGUACAUGUGGCAAUGUCCACCGGACAUGACACCGACCUAUCUCUCCUUCCCCAUGUACCACGUGAAAUAUAAGCAGCCGGCAGUAUUGCCGACUACCUUAGGUCGUACUACGGGCAUACCGGCACUACCAGAUAGAACUCUAGCUGGGCGUUUCAACAAGGCCGCGUGCAAGCUUUUCGUUAGAUAAAAAACAAGUACCUUAAAAUAAACACGAUAAUAAAAACUUAUUUUAAUAGCAAUAUUUCAUAAUAUAUGUGAUAAUAAACUGUACAAUGUCUUAAACAAUAAACAGCUUAAAAAU
Molecule: messenger RNA, 551 nt
Organism: Manduca sexta (tobacco hornworm)
Lineage: Eukaryota; Metazoa; Arthropoda; Insecta; Lepidoptera; Sphingidae
Exons: 3
Coding region: 117-437 (106 amino acids)
Source: RefSeq, a predicted model, not a curated record